This is a messenger RNA of Hypoxylon fragiforme, 999 nucleotides long. Its product is annotated as dolichol-phosphate mannosyltransferase subunit 3. Gene Ontology annotation, biological process: GPI anchor biosynthetic process. Gene Ontology annotation, cellular component: endoplasmic reticulum membrane; dolichol-phosphate-mannose synthase complex. NCBI's taxonomy places the organism in Eukaryota, Fungi, Ascomycota, Sordariomycetes, Xylariales, Hypoxylaceae. The record is from RefSeq and is a predicted model, not a curated record. Bases 326 to 604 code for a protein of 92 amino acids. The transcript is spliced from 3 exons.
ACAUGUGUCCGCGAGCGAGAGACGCGCAACGAUAAAUUAUUAACUAAAUAAAUUAUUAAAUAAAUUAUAUUCUUUUUCUGUCCACCUCAACCGCAACUGCAACCUCGACCUCGACCUCGACCUCAACGACAAAUCUCUCAAUACCCAAGCCUCAAUUAAUUACCUUACCUACCUUAAAGUCGCUCAUUUCAAUAACAAAUCCGUCUCAAUUCCUAACAGAAGCAAAGGAAAAAGAGCGUGUCGAAAUUAACAAGAAUCUAAAAUCCGAAGUCGCAUAGCAAUACGAAGCAGAACCGCACCGCACCGCAACAAAUCGCUGCCCAUCAUGACGCGCGCUCAGCAGACCAUUUCCCUCGGCCUUCUCGUUACUUCUCUCUACCUGGCCUUAUACCUUCAGCUCGUCCCUCUCCCCGAGCUUGUCCAGACCGAGAUCGUCCCUGUUCUCCCCUUCUGGGCCCUCGUCUCCUUCGGCGCGUACCUCCUCUUCCGCCUAGGCUGGAACGUCAUGACCUUCCACGACGUGCCCGAGGCCCACAAGGAGAUCGUGGCCGAGAUCGAGCUGGCCAAGACGGACCUCCGUCGUCUGGGCGUCGACGUCGAUUAGAUUCGCAUCUUUUAGGGCGGAAGGAAGCAGUGAAUUCGUUAGCUAGCUUGUUAGUUAGUUAGUUAGUUAGUGAUUGAGGCUCGUCCGGUCUAUACCUAAUACCUACAGAUAUAUAGAUACAAAUGGUUUCAAAGUUGAGGGCAGUCAAUUGAUCGUAAAGAGGCCUACGGGCUGGCUGACUGGCUGACUGGCUACGAAGGCGACGAGGAGUAAUCAAAAUCGAUUGAUCGAUCGUCAAGCUUGUGACGUAGUAGUAACUCUGCACCAACCCUACCUACCUAAUUAAUAGUAGAUGCUACAUACGCUUUGAACGAACGAGCAGGUUACAAAUAUAUCAAUACCUACCUGAAAUCAAUGGCACGCGUAAACUUCCAUGGCAUAAGCAUGCUUGCUUG